Chelonia mydas (Green sea turtle) is the source of this 5435-nucleotide messenger RNA. Its product is annotated as zinc finger protein 835. NCBI's taxonomy places the organism in Eukaryota, Metazoa, Chordata, Testudines, Cheloniidae. Gene Ontology annotation, molecular function: RNA polymerase II cis-regulatory region sequence-specific DNA binding; DNA-binding transcription activator activity, RNA polymerase II-specific. Bases 1141 to 3807 code for a protein of 888 amino acids. Gene Ontology annotation, cellular component: nucleus. Gene Ontology annotation, biological process: regulation of transcription by RNA polymerase II. The transcript is spliced from 8 exons. The record is from RefSeq and is a predicted model, not a curated record.
CGGGAGGCACUGGGGGGAGGGGGGGUAGCUGGCUAAUUUUUUUCCGUGGGGGCUCCAGCGCCUAUGUAUGUAGCAGUAACGCAAGGAACCUACAGGCCUGAAUCCUGGAAGACAUGAGCUUCAGCAAGUUAGCAUAAGGCUUGAGGCCUGUGAGCUUUGAAGAGCUAAACUUUGCGCAGAUAAACGGCCCAGUGGAAAACCCCAAGUAUUUGAGGAGCUGAAAAUAGAGUUUAAGGGGAAGUUCUGACCACAGGUACAUGACCCAACCACAGAAGUGUCAUGGCAACGAAUUGAUGUACAUAAAGGUACAUCCGCAGAUACCUAACCACUAAAAGGCCAUGGCAAUGAAUUGACGUAUCUGCUAAUAAGUUGAGAUCAUCGAUAUACUAACCCAUAGAAGAAAGACAGUCCAAAAUUAGAAAGGUAAGGAUAUACAAAUAAGGAAAAAGGGAAAUACCCCUCUGAAUAUGCAUCAAACAUAGUGUCGUCAGCGUAUCAUAUUAUAAAAGUUUCAUCCCAGCCUCGGGGCAGUAGGAGAAGGAGACGCAGUCCUUGGGUUGGCCACUGGAGAUGAUGGGGAAGUUGAUAGCCAUCAUCUUCCUCGUUACUAACAUUUCCAGGUGUUCUGCAAGGGAUGACGUGAGUAUGUGGAUGUGCAGAGGUACAUUCUGUAAUAUCUCUGCCUACCUGACUGAGUUGGGGUGUUUGUGACUGUGCUAAAUGUAUUCAUAAACUGAUAUUUGUAAAUAUAGAAGCAUUCCUAUAGCGUGAGUGUUGCAGCUGUGUGCAGCGGGGUUCACAGCUAUAUAAUAAUUUAAAUAAUACUGGGCCUGAUCUUGGGGCAAGAACCUGUCAACCCUCAAAGUGAUAACUGGGGAUUCUUAAGUAAUGAAUCUAUCUAUCUAUCUAGAAUAUAUCUACCUAUCUAUCUGUAGAUGAGGCUACAAGUCCUGAUCCUUUUUGGAUUGAUUUUCACUUCACAUGGCCAGGAGGAGACCCAGGUGAUCAUCCCCUGGGCUAAUCUCACCCCCCCUUGGACGUGCCCCCCCACCCCUGUACAGAUGGUGCUGCAGGGGGUCCACUGCUGACGCCGGGCGAUCCCCAGGGAGAUACGGCUGUGCCCUGGCUCAGAGAUGGGCCAUGGCUGCCCAGGUGGCUCCCCCAGCUGCUCUCAGGCUCCAGUUCCAGCCCCCGCCGGGAUGUGGCCUGGUUCCCAAAGAGGAAGUGGAGGAGCCGGAUGCCCACGGACCCAUCGACAUGGAGAUGCAUCGUCUGCACUUCAGGGGUUUCCGCUACCAGGAGGCUGAGGGGCCCCGGGAAGUGUACGGCCACCUCUGCCUCCUCUCCCGGGCGUGGCUGAGGCCGGAGCAGUGCUCCAAGGAGCAGAUGCUGGAGCUGCUGGUGCUGGAGCAGUUCCUGAGUAUCCUGCCCCAGGAGAUCCAGAGCUGGGUGGGGGGGUGUCACCCCCAGACCGGGGAGCAGGCCGUGGCCCUGGCGGAGGGUUUCCAGUUAGCCAAGCAAGAGCCCGGAAUAUGGCCGCAGCAGGAGGAGCUGGUGACAUGGAAGGAGGAGACUGGGUGUUCCUCUGAGGCAGAGCUGGAUCCAGGACAGGGCGAGAUCUGCAGGGAGGUUAAGGAGGAGAAUAAGGAGGAGACUCUCGUUUUGCUGGAAGGAUUCACCAUCCCCAACCUGGCCAUGGUCUCCCGGAUGGCGCGAGAAGAAGAGCCGAGGGUCCCGGAUCUCCAGGGCUCUGAGGAAAGGGAGACCCCGAGAGGCGCCCACACAGCAGGUGCCAGGACAGACGAGGGGAAUCCCCAGUGGGAAGGACCUGUGGGAGCGGAGUCACCUGGGGCGUCCCAGAGCCCCGAGCAGGGAGACGUCUGUGGGGCAGCAUGGCUGCAGAGAGACCCCCCAGGGGAGGAGAGACCUGCUGGGUGUGAUGAUCCCCAGCCUCAGGGAACCCACAUGGGACAGAAACCCCAUAAAUGCCCCGACUGCGGGAAGAGCUUCAGGUGGAACUCGGCGCUUCUCCAUCACCAGCGAUCCCACACGGGGGAAAAACCUCAUCAGUGCAGGGAAUGUGGACAAAGCUUUGGGCAGAAAUCCACCCUGACUAGGCAUCUGAGAAUCCACACUGGGGAGAGACCCUACACAUGUGCCCAGUGUGGGAAAAGCUUUAGCCAGAAGUACAGCCUGUCCCAGCAUCAGAUGACGCACCAGCAAGAGAGACCUCACACCUGUACCGCAUGUGGGCAAAGCUUCACUCUCAAAUCGUACCUUGUUCGACACUUGGUGAAACGCCACAUGGGACAGAAACCCUAUAAAUGCCUCCACUGUGGGAAGCAGUUUGCUUGGAGCUCAGACCUGAGGAAGCACCAGACGACCCACACGGGGGAGCGCCCCUACCGAUGCCCCCAGUGCGGGGUAGGGUUCUCCCAGAGGUUCAGCCUCCUAACGCAUCAGAGGACCCACGUGAAUGAGAGACCCUACAAAUGCCCCCACUGUGACAAGAGCUUCAACAGGAGAUCGGGGCUUGUCAAGCACCAGAAGAUCCACACGGGGGAAAGACCUCACGAGUGCACUGAAUGCGGGCAAGGCUUCGGGCAGAAAUCAAACCUGACUAGACACCUGAGGAUCCACGCUGGGGAGAGACCCUACCAAUGUACCAAAUGUGGGAAAAGCUUCACUCAGAAAUCGAACCUGGUUCAACACUUGACGAAACGCCACAUGGGAGAGAAACCUGACGCAGCAAAUGAGCCGGUGAUGUGGGAGGCGGAGGCUGCGUGUUCCUCCAGGGCAGAGCUGGCAGCGCUGGCCCCAGAGCAGGGCGAGAUCUGCAGGGAGGUGAAGGAGGAGAAUAAAGAAGAGCCUCUGAUCUCGCGGGGAUUCCCCGUCCCUGACCUGGCCAUGACCUCCUGGAUGGAGCGAGGGGAAGAGCCGAGGGUCCCGGAUCUCCAGGGCUCAGAGGAAAGGGAGACCCUGAGAGGCACCCGCACAGCAGGUGCCGCGACAGAGGAGGAGAAUCCCCAGCUGGAAGAGCCUGCAGGAGCAGAGCCGAAUGGAAUGUCCUGGAGCCCUGAGUGGGAAGACCCCGGUGGAGCAGGAUGGCAGCAGGGAGACCCCGUGGGGGCGGAGAGACCUGCUGAGCGUGAUGAUCAUAAUCCUCAGACAGCCUACAUGGGACAGAAGCCCCAUAAAUGCCCCGACUGCGGGAAAAGUUUCAGGGGGAACUCAGCUUUUCUCCAUCACCAGCGAUCCCACGUGGGGAAAAAACCUCAUCAGUGCAGGGAAUGUGGGCAAAGCUUUGUGCAGAAAUCAAACUUGACUAGACACCUGAAGGUUCACACUGGGGAGAGACCCUACACAUGUCCCCAGUGUGGGAAAAGCUUUAGUGAGAAGUGCAACCUUUCCCAGCAUCAGUUAAUGCACCGGCAAGAGAGACCUCACAAAUGUACCGAAUGUGGGCAAAGUUUUGUGCAGAAAUCAACCCUGACCAGACACCUGAAGGUCCACACUGGGGAGAGACCCUACACAUGUGCCCACUGUGGGAAAAGCUUUCGACAGAAGUACAGCCUUUCCCAGCAUCAGUUAAGACACCAGGAAGAGAGACCUCACAAAUGUAUGGCAUGUGGGCAAAGCUUCGCUCUCAAAUCAUACCUUGUUCAACACUUGAUGAAAUGCCACAUAGAAGAGAAAUCCUAUAAAUGCCCUGAUUGUGGAAAACUGUUUGCUCGGAGCUCGUACCUUAGGAAGCACCAAAUGACCCACAUGGGGGGGCGCCCCACAGACGUCUCCAGUGCGGGGUAGGGUUCACCCAGAGGUUCAAUCUCCUGGUGCAUCAGAGGACGCACACAGGUGAAAGACCUUACGAAUGCCUGGACUAUGGGAAGAACUUCAACUGGAGAUUGGGGCUUGUCCAGCACCAGAAGACCCACAUGGGGAAAAAACCUCAUGAGUGCACUGAAUGCGGGCAAGGCUUCGGGCAGAAAUCAAACCUGACUAAGCACGUGAAGAUUCACACUGGGUGAAGAUUCACACUGGGGAGAAGCCCUAUAAAUGUCCCCCGUGUAGGAAAAGCUUUCAUUAGAAGAUCACCCUUUCCCAGCAUCCAGUUACACACCGGCACCGGAGCCCUCACAAACGCAACAAGUGUUGGAAAAGCUUCACUGUCAAAUCAAACCUUGUUCAACACUUGGCCAAUUGCCAUAUGGAAGAGAAACCCGAUGCCAUAAAUGUAAGUUCAGAUGAAAUGCGAUCUAGCAUCGCAAUAGGGACUCCACACAAGAUAGAAAACAUUGGCGUGGUACUUCCUUUUCUUGGAGCAGGGCGGUUCUCCACUCAUAUAUAUUAAAAAUUACAAGGUUCAAAGUUCAUGGUUGGUAGUAGCAGCUUAUUUAUGGUGACAGGUGUGAGAUUUGGGAGGGGGAAGGAUCUGGUGAAGGAAGGAAGGAAGAGAUCUUUCACUGGGGCGAGAUGGUUAAUGGAAAUUUCAAGGUAAGAUGAUUAGGUGUUUAUCAGGGAUUGGCAGGAAUCAAAAGCAGAGAGAGCCUGGUUGUGUCCACACAGGGAUUUAUGGUGGUAUAAUUAUCCAGGUAUAUUUGCGCUGGUAAAAUUCCCCAUGUAGAUGAGUGCUUAGGGACAGAAGUUUAAAGGUAACAGGUGAGCAAUUUCAGGUUUAUAGAGAACAAAUAUGCCUUGAACGAUUAGUACCUAUUACUUCCUCCUGGUCCUCAAAAAUUAGCAAAGCUAUCUACCUCUGUUCAUCCCCAAAUAAGAUCCAUCUGGAUAAUAAGAAAAUGGUUCAUAUCAUGUGAGACACUUUGUCUAAGAGAGUGUUUCUCAAACUUAUUGUGUUGGAGAACCCUUUCACACAGCAAGCCUCUGAGUGCGACCCCCGUUAUAAAUUAAAACCACAUUUUUUAAAUUAAACUAUUUUCAAUGUUAAAUUUAUAACCGUAUUGUUUAAAAUGAAUUGACCUUUUCUCACCGCUUUAAAAUUAAAACACAUUUUCAUUGAAUCACUGUUCUACGCAGAAGAGUUAUUUUGAUUUGAUUAACACUGGGAGGGUGCUGCUGUGAAGUCUGCCCCAGCCAGUCUGCGGUGAAAAGUGAGAUUUGUACGUUUGUUCAUUUCACUUUUCACAGCCUCCCUGCUCUGAAGGCAGCGCCGCUGUCAGCAGCAGUGCAAUAGGGUCCUAAGUCUGCUGUGAAAAGUGAUAUUGACAAAGUUUCUUUGCGCCCCUCACCAGAGAAUCUCAGGCGCACCUCCCAGUUGGUGCACCAUUGGUCCAGCCCACCUCAGCCCGCCCACUGGGAAGAGGCUGGCACAGCCCCUGACUCGUGACCCCCAUGUAAUAACCUUGCAACCCUCAGUUUGAGAAUUCUUUGGUCUAAGACACUUGUCUCCACAUCAGCCAAGGUCUGGAGUUCCACUU